Suillus fuscotomentosus is the source of this 1481-nucleotide messenger RNA. RefSeq lists its product as uncharacterized. NCBI's taxonomy places the organism in Eukaryota, Fungi, Basidiomycota, Agaricomycetes, Boletales, Suillaceae. The record is from RefSeq and is a predicted model, not a curated record. The transcript is spliced from 10 exons. The coding region runs from base 311 to 1381 and encodes 356 amino acids.
GGUUGGAGGUUAGGUGUGGUAGCCUGAUAGGCGGGCGAGAGACUGCAGGCCAGGCCCCUGGUGAGCAGUAAUAAACGUGCGAUGGGCACCAUUCGGACAAGGUGCUUGACCUUAUACACGACAGAAAUUGCCUUGACGAGCGAUGGUGGAGGUAUUGACCGCUGAUGCGGCACGCAUACGGUAUGACUCCAAAGCCGUCGUUGUGUUUGUUACGAUUUUGGCCUAAUGUUUUGUGAUUGGUACACGAGAUAUAUAUGGUACGGAUAUGUGAGUGUUGAUUCAGCUUGAUCACGAUAGACUAAUUUCGAGUAUGGAUCUUAUGCUGAUAGCUUGUCCUGUACGCCCCAUGCACGCAUAUGGUUCAUACACAGUUAUAUCAAAUACCAAUAUCAAUAUCGAGCCCGCUAUACCAACGCUUCUCCAAGUUGAGUUACAUUUACCGUCCCCCAUGGAUCCUUCAGAGAUAAGAGAGAAAAUCGGUCGCUUUCGAAUCCUCGUUACAGGAAGAGCAAAUGCAGGAAAAACCACCAUCCUCCAGAGAGUCUGCAAGACACGGGACAAUCCCGAAAUCUACGACAGCGCCGGGAAAAAGGUGGAUCUUGCAGUUUUAGCGCCAUCCAGAGAGCGCGGACUGCACGACAUCGAGAAUGAAACGGUGUUUCGAAGCAACCCAGGCUUCGUUUUCCACGAUUCACGCGGUUUCGAGGCAGGCGGCGAAUCAGAAUUCAUCAAGGUCAAGGCAUUCAUCACUGACCGUUCCAAGGAAACCAAAAUAACAAAUCAACUUCAUGCUAUAUGGUACUGUAUUCCAAUGGAUGAAGCAAGCAGGUCAUUCACUGCAAGUGAAGAUAAAUUCUUCUCUCAGUGCGACACAGGAAGCAUUCCAGUGAUCGUAUUAUUUACAAAGUUUGAUGCCCUCUACGGUGUCGCAUACUCAGAACUAAAAAAGGAAGGAAAAUCUCGGAAGGACGCUAAAGAACUUGCCCCGAAACACGCCGAAGAAACAUUUCGAGAUGGACCACAAUUGAAGCUCAUCAAUGGCGUCCAAUGGCCUCCAAAAGGUCAUGUAUGCCUUCCUAAUAUGGACAAAGAUAAUGCAGAUUGCGGGGCGCUGAUCGAACGCACGGCUGGAACCUUGGAUGACGAAGCACUGAAGCAAUUCUUCGUCUCGACACAGCAGACCAAUUUGGAGAUCUGCAUGAAAUAUGCAAUUGAGAGAACACUCCCAGAACAUUUUGACUCGGCAGAAAAAACGACAUCUGAGGGUCAUCAGAAGAUAAUAAGGACCUUGGCCGACUGGUUUCCGCAUAUUUCGGUAAGAAACACUUCAGCACGAUCACCUCGUAGAAAUACAGUCCAAGGUACUCUCUGUGCCCUCUAACGAGUCAUCACCCUUGGAGAUCAUUGUUCAGCUCAUUUCUGGUGAAUUUCAAGUUUACGUUGUGAUCAACCUGCUUAUUAUUGACCAUUUAGCUGUUGUC